AGAGUUUCUCCAAGUUUGGGCGAUAUUUCGGUCAAAUACAUCUAAGUAAUAAAAAUCUGGGGAAUUCUCGUGACACUGGAAUCGGAAAUACGUAAAGACAAUAAAAGGCGUUACGUAAUAUAUAUAAGAAUAUUGGUUACGAAUGUUCGCCUUGCAACACUCUCCACAGUCGAUUUAGAGAACAGUUGACGAUAGCAGUGUUUUAAGUGGGGCACGUGUGAUGCUACAAAAUGUCACAGAAUGAAAUAGAAACAACCGGUUCUGGUGACCUUGACGCAGUAACCUUCUCAACGACAAUCACCAUGACAACGAACAACUCCAUGACAACACCUAGUAAUUAUAGUCAAGAGGAAAUAGACAACUACUUAGAGUAUUUAGACAUUGAAAAUGCGAAACUUAUGGUUCCAACCUUUCUGUAUAUUGGUACCUUAAUUAUGACUGGACUGUUCGGAAAUAUCUUAGUUCUUGUAGUCUACGUCACCAGAUUCAAGCCCAGCACAGCCCGUAUUUUUAUAAUUAGUUUAGCAAUGUUUGACCUGAUGAAUAACACGAUGGCACAACCUGGAGAAAUACUAGAUAUUUAUUUUGCAUACAGAUUCACCAACAAUCAUCUGUGUAAGCUGAAAAGAUUCUUCAAUUAUUUCACCACCUUCUCAUCCAUUUUCUCUUUAGUCGUUGUUGCCGUUGAUAGGCACAGAAAGAUCUGUAAAGUGAUGAGAAAACAGAUCUCCAUACGUCUGGCAAAGAUACUAAUUGGAUGCGUUGUCGUAUGUAGCUUGUCGAUCAGUUUGCCCUCGCUUCUAUUGAAUGGUGUGAAGAACAUUCCAACAGGGAUUCCAGGCAUCCUUGGGACAGAAUGCAAGUACGCUGACAAUUUUCAAAAAGCCGCAUUUCCAAAGAUUUUUCUGGGAUUUCAAUUCCUACUGUUUCUCUCGUCCCUUACGGCUAUGAUAAUUAUGUAUAGUCUCAUUGGAAAAACAGUCUUUAAGCACAGUAAAUUCAAUUUUAAAAGUAAGGAGAAUAAGAUGGCGAAACGUGACGUAAAGGUAGCUUACACGUCUAACACUAAUAAUUCAUCUUCGGAUCCGAGCUCUACUGGGACUGCUUCCACUUCAGUUCCUUCUCCAGAACCACCACGUGCAGAUAUCCAGACUGAGGUACGCCUACCGGUAGUUCAAAGUAAUUCGGAGUCGGAGCAAAAACCUUAUGUGAUCCAAACGCCCCCGAACCCAAGAAGUCACCAACAGAAGGCUACUUUAUUGGAUGUUUCCAAAUCAUCGCCAGGCUUCGAUAAAAUAGUUGCUACGGCUCAAAAGGUUGAGAAGAACGUAAAAGCGAAGAAGAUGAAGACGCGGACAACUCUCAUGUUAUCUAUCAUCACCGUUGUAUUCAUCAUCAGCUAUCUCCCUUAUUUAUCCAUCUCAAUUAUUAAAGUCUUCAACAAAAACUUUGUGAAGAAUAUGUCGCAAUCGGCGUUUAUGGCGUACAACGUCGUUCUGCGUUCACAUUACAUCAACGCUGCCGUUAAUCCGUUGGUGUAUAGCUUUUGCAAUGCUAAAUUCCGGGAAGAGGCCAGACAAGUUUUGUGCUUUUGGAAAAAGGCUUCAAAGUGAAAAUGUGCGUUGCUUUCGGCAUUGGCAUGCUUCAAUAUUAGUAUCUUAAAGGUCCAUACACAAAAGUCCAAUAACAGUGGACAUCCAAUUUUUAAAAAAAAUCCUAUUAAAGACUCGUUAAGAGAUUCUAGAACAUCGUAAUGUAUUUCAAUUAUGUUACUUGAACACUUUUUGGGUUGGAACCUCUCCGAAGAUAGUCUGGAACUUUUAAAAGACAGUAUUGUUGUUACAGCUCGUCGAUAGUUUAUGAACACGGUGCCGAGAAUUAAAGGGAUGUAGGCCUAAACUCGCGUAAUAAGAUGCAGUUAAUGCAUCAUGAUUUGCAUCUGGGGAGUUGAGUGGCCGUGUGACAAGUUGUAGGGUCGCUUAGUAAUCCUUAAAAGCAAAGGCUUAUGUUAAGAGCUUAUUCAGUGGGCCAAUUCUAAUUGGGCUCCUAAGAUAACGGACUUUUUUUGCUAUGCACGACAAAUAUAAAAAUAACUAUAUUUAAACCUAACUCGAUUAACUGUAAAUAAUACCAUCGUAAUUAUUGUAAUCUCCUACGCGCGCUUUCGUCUUUGAGAGAUCACGAUUUUAGAGUAUUAUCAUAUUUGCUGUAAAAUCAAUUUUGAUGGGAAUCAAGCCCAUCGAGUGCAACUAGAAAACUUUCGUAUUAUUUCUGUAUAUAAUAAUAUGAGUGUUUGGGUGUGUGUAUGCGUGUAAGAAAGAUAGUCCAUUAUCAUCUGUGGCACUGUUAUGCCCAUUAUUCAAAUGCAAAAGUAUAUUUUUUUAUAACUCCUUUUGGUCUGGAAAUUUUGCUUUUAUGAAGUGAUGCACCAAUUUUACAUACAUAAAUUUUGCAUGAUUUUUAUUUGUUAUUGACUGGUGCUUGAGCACCAUAAAAGCUCCAUUAUGCCGACCAACCUAUUUGAAAUAAAAUAAAUUUGAAAUCUGA
Molecule: messenger RNA, 2547 nt
Organism: Patella vulgata (common limpet)
Lineage: Eukaryota; Metazoa; Mollusca; Gastropoda; Patellidae
Product: D(2) dopamine receptor A
Exons: 3
Coding region: 231-1613 (460 amino acids)
Biological process (GO): neuropeptide signaling pathway
Cellular component (GO): membrane
Molecular function (GO): neuropeptide receptor activity
Source: RefSeq, a predicted model, not a curated record